Molecule: messenger RNA, 1032 nt
Organism: Caenorhabditis remanei
Lineage: Eukaryota; Metazoa; Nematoda; Chromadorea; Rhabditida; Rhabditidae
Exons: 7
Coding region: 1-1032 (343 amino acids)
Source: RefSeq, a predicted model, not a curated record
AUGUUCAGGGUCCAGCUCCUAGUUUCAAUUUCAGCAUUAAUUGCAGUCUGUGCUGCAGGAAAUGUCUGCAAAACUGGAAAUAUUGUCAAUCGACUCGUGAAUUCCCGUCCGUACUACUGGCCUGCCACAUGGACUGAAAAUCGGACUGCUCCCCAUCUGGAAGAAGAUCAGUCUUGUAGUUGGACUGUGACUGUCCCGAAAGGAUAUUAUGCCAAGUUGAUCAUUAGUGGAAAGGCUAAUGACAAAAAUUCCAGCUUUCAAAUGAUUGAUGCGGCGGGAAAUUUGAUACAGACGACUCAUGAAGAAAUGGAACCGUAUUAUUUCCCGCCGUAUAAAUUCACUCUGGCGGUUUCAACGAAGGCAGUGGCUUCGUUUGCAUUCAAGAUUGAGUGGUUUCUUCUCCCCCAAGUUCAAGGAUCUGUGCAAGUCAGCGCAACCACCCGUCUCAUCAAUGCCACUUCCUCUACUUACUGUGAAUCUUAUGGAGGCAACGGUGGAGUCUCCCUUCUCCUGUUCCCAGAUAAUAGAACCCACUAUUAUUCUCUUCGAAGUGUUUUGGUAUUUCUUGGACACGAUUUGGAUGGAAAUUAUGUUUCAAAUCUCUACCUUCUCCACCAAACCCAUAAACAAUGGAUUUCAAAUGUCGAUAUUACUAUUGUAAAUCUGGAAGCUAGUGGUAAUGGAGACCUACUUUUGAUUCAAGAAGCGGAAAAAAUCAAAGAUGUGACGUAUACCGAACUGGUCCCUAUGCCAGGAUUUUUUGUGACGGUCACCAUAGAUAGUCGAGUGAAAAAGUCAGCAUUGAUUAUUGGAUACCAAGUAAAUCAGACAUUGGUAGAUGUUAAAAUGGAUGAUCCGUCGUCCACUGUUUCUAUCUAUUAUGGAUCUCCCUCCCCAUUCACACUGGAUAAGACUUAUAACCAAACCACGUUCAAUAAUGUUCUACCACUUGAAUUCGACAACUACGGUAUGGGCGUUAUUGAGUUUUUUGUGAAUGCCGGAAAAGCUGUGUUCACUUUCGAGUAUCAGUAA